Messenger RNA from Emericellopsis cladophorae, 1029 nucleotides. Its product is annotated as Cytochrome oxidase assembly protein shy1. The transcript has 2 exons. Lineage: Eukaryota; Fungi; Ascomycota; Sordariomycetes; Hypocreales; Bionectriaceae. The record is from RefSeq and is a predicted model, not a curated record. Gene Ontology annotation, biological process: mitochondrial respiratory chain complex IV assembly. Gene Ontology annotation, cellular component: membrane; mitochondrion. The coding region runs from base 1 to 1029 and encodes 342 amino acids.
AUGAAGGUGAGCUUGAUCCGGCGGGGCAUUACCGAGCAGACCUGCCCAAUCUGGAAGGCGGUGGGGACAGGGAUGUGCCCCAAGGCCGCCUGCUACCCUUCAAAUCCGUCCAUUGCCGUCGCCCCCCACGUCUCGUCGUGGAAGAAGAGUGGGUCCCAGAAGUCGAAAUCCGACGACAUCCAGAGCUCGCUCUCUCGCCAGAUCGCCAUCAUCUCCGUCUAUCGCAUUCCUCCACAUGGUGCGCCAACCGUCAUUAUGAGCGCGCCUUUCUCCUUCUUGCGCAGCUUGCGUUUCUCGCAAUGCGCCCGUGCAACAACUCGCGCCGAUGCACCGAAACGACCCUUCUCCAUAGCCCGAGCCUUCAAGCAAAAAGAAAACCCCCAGCCCGUCGACUCGCCUGAAUUCGUCUCCAUCCUCGAUGGCCCUCCCAAGAUCGUCCGCAAGGGCCGCCGCCACGGCCCUGGACUCAUCAUUCUCGCCAUCAUUCCCGUCACCGCCUUUGCGCUCGGGUCGUGGCAGGUCCAGCGACUAGGGUGGAAAUCCGAGCUCAUCGCCAAAUUCGAAGACAGGCUGGUACGAGAUCCGUUGCCGCUUCCACCCAUCAUUGAUCCCGAAGCGAUCCACGACUUCGACUUUCGGAGGGUGAUGGCGAGCGGUGUGUUCCGACAUGAUCAGGAGAUGUUGAUUGGACCACGCAUGAGGGACGGUCAGGAUGGAUACAUGGUCGUCACACCCCUUGAGCGAAAGGACGCCUCGACGAUUUUGGUGAACCGAGGCUGGAUCAGCAAGAAGCAUCGCGAUCAGAGGUCGAGGCCGAACGGCCUGCCAAAGGGCGAGGUGACGGUGGAGGGGUUACUGAGGGAGCCGUGGAAGAAGAACAUGUUCACGCCGGAGAACAGGCCGGACAAGGGCGAAUUCUACUUUCCAGACGUCAAGCAGAUGGCUGAGCUGACAGGCAGUCAACCCGUCUGGGUAGAGGCCACACUUGGUAAGCUUGUGUUUGGUAGCACACCUUCAGCCGGAGACUAA